AUGGUGCUCGUAAAUGUCGGGAAGGGGUCGGCCGCGCAGCCCAAGGCCAAGGGCAAGAGCAAGAACAAGACCGCAGUGGCGCCCGCGCUCGCCAAGGCUGCGGCCGCCAAGAAGCCCGCCGCCCGGGCGGCGCCCGCGGCCUCUUGGAACUCCCUAUCCAGCCUGCCGCGCACGAUCCGCGCGCGCAUGAUGGCGCGGUCUGCCGCCAACGUCGCCGCCACCGCCUCCGCCGCGCUCGCGUCCGUGCAGGGCGCCGCGCGCGCGCGGCUCGCGGGGGGCGCGGCGGCGGCGGUCGCAGGCGCGGGGGGCGAGGCGCCGACGCUCUACAUGGACAGUGCCGGCAACGCGCACCUGGGGGUGCGUCCGGGGGACGACAAGGAGUUGUUUGACGCCGUGAGGCAGCUGCAGGCUGAGGAGCAGCGCGCCGCCGCGCGCUCGGCCGAGCGCCGCGUCCCCGCAAUGGCCGAGCAGCGCCAGGCCGCGGCGGCCGCCGGCAAGCGCGCGCCGCGCGUUGAGCGGCCGCCACUGGACCGCUCCGCCAAGCGGCGCCAGAAUCACCGGGUCUUCCAGCCGCGCCACAACAAUGCCUGA
Monoraphidium neglectum is the source of this 591-nucleotide messenger RNA. RefSeq lists its product as hypothetical. The record is from RefSeq and is a predicted model, not a curated record. NCBI's taxonomy places the organism in Eukaryota, Viridiplantae, Chlorophyta, Chlorophyceae, Sphaeropleales, Selenastraceae. The coding region runs from base 1 to 591 and encodes 196 amino acids. The transcript is spliced from 4 exons.